This is a messenger RNA of Xylaria bambusicola, 1645 nucleotides long. RefSeq lists its product as uncharacterized. The coding region runs from base 230 to 1273 and encodes 347 amino acids. Gene Ontology annotation, biological process: retrograde vesicle-mediated transport, Golgi to endoplasmic reticulum. The record is from RefSeq and is a predicted model, not a curated record. Lineage: Eukaryota; Fungi; Ascomycota; Sordariomycetes; Xylariales; Xylariaceae. The transcript has 2 exons.
ACGUGUGCUGUAACUCACCACGUGGGCUUUCAUCAUUCACAUUUGUCUGACAUUGGAAUCCCCCGAUCCAAUGACCUGCCCAAGUGCUCCUAAGUAAUCUUUAAUACCGUAAGCGAACGACAAAAUCCAACAAAUAACAACUAUUUCCUUUGUAACCUGAAUACCACCCGACCUACGCUUCGCAGACUGCUGCGACCUUCCUCUCACCUAGCUAGUUAGCUGAGUGACAAUGACUGAGGGUGUGUCGUCUGAAGACGCUGCCGCAGCUCGCGCGGCCGAGCAAGUUCGCCUGCGCAAACAACGCCGGGAAGCCAAGAUCAAGGCUGGCGGAGCUUCGAGGCUAGACCGAAUUACAGGCUUGGGUGGUGGUGUUCCAAAGGAGUCUCCCUCCCAAUCACCAGCAAGUGCCGAACCCACGCCCGCAAGACCUGCCGCCACAGCUGCAGCCGCCGCUGCCUCUGAGACUCAUGCCGAUCCCGAAGAGGUCGAUAUCUCUCAACACUACUACUCGCCACAAACCACGCCUCGUCCGCCCCAAAGCGACCCCUCCCAAAUGUCCGAAGCACAGCUCCGCCAGAUGAUGCUUGGCUUCGAUGGGCCAUCAACCGCAAGCUCUGGUACUUCGUCACCUCGAGCUGGUAAUCCCUUCUUUGGCCGCGCCUCGCCCAUGCCUGGAACGGAGGGUAUGGAUGGUGCGGCAGGCGCGGAUCAAGAUCCCAUGAUGGAAAUGCUUCAAAAGAUGAUGGCAGGCGGUAUGCCCGGCGGAGCUGACGGCAGCAACCCGCUAGCAGGGAUGGGACUAGAAUCGCUGUUGGCCGGCGCGGGCAGACCCAAUCCGAUGCAACAAGGCCAGCAAACCGAGCAGAACAAGAGUGCAAAUCUCUGGCGCAUCCUACAUGCCAUUUUCGCCUUGGGGCUGGGCAUCUAUGUGGCGUUUUCCACCACAUUUACCGGAUCCAAGGUUGAACGAGACACAGAUAACCUGCAAAGCACUGGUAUACUAGGCGCACAAAACCUUGAGCAGGCGCGGGCGUGGUUCUUCUACGUUUUUACCAGUGUCGAGACAGUGCUGCUGACAUCCCGAUUUAUGAUGGAACGGAGUGCUGGUUUCACUCCAUCGGGCUGGACGUGGACUAUCACUGGCAUGCUCUCGGAUCCAAUGAGAGGCUAUGCACGCCACGCGCUCCGGUACGCACAGAUCUUUACAACGGUACGGAAUGAUGCCCUUUUCUGUGUUUUUGUAAUGGGCGUAUGCUGUUUAUUACGAGGGUGAUAAACCAUGGAGUGAAAAUGAUGCUGUACGUUGAUACGGAAUAAUGUAUUGGCAAUGAAUAUAGAUUUUCACGAUUAGAUUUACAUUCGAGGACCUAGUUUUCUCCGGCUAGUUUAUCCCUUGCUUCCCUUGAGUACGCACUUUAACUUCCUAAAUACGCCUUUUCUUUACACUUCGGCCAGCCAGCUGGCUAAAAUUAUCCAUGAUACCAUAUGACCCCCAGAAACCCAAAUCUUUCUACAUCGACCAUUAUAUUCUACAUUUUCGCUCAAUACUUUGACAAAACCCAUUCUAUGUGGCAUUGAUCAUAUUCCUCCAAUAUCUUAUGCCGGGCUUAGGAUCAUCCCAUCCUUGAGAGCCUCAAGCUCCUUC